Molecule: messenger RNA, 910 nt
Organism: Cicer arietinum (chickpea)
Lineage: Eukaryota; Viridiplantae; Streptophyta; Magnoliopsida; Fabales; Fabaceae
Cellular component (GO): cytoplasm
Molecular function (GO): protein-disulfide reductase activity
Source: RefSeq, a predicted model, not a curated record
AAUGCAAGUCGACAACUAAAAUUAGUCCCACCUCAUCCUCAUCCACACACGAUUCUGUUCCUUUCGCCAAAAAACAAUAUCCAAAAUUAAUAGAACUUGUCUCAACUCGCUUCACUUCCACUUCCCGAUCCCUCUCCAUGGCCACCCUCCUCGAAUCCAUCUCCGUCGUCCCUCGCCCUUCUGCCGCUAUCUCUCCCGUUGUCGCUCGCCGGAGUUCCCUCAAGUUCGCAACUUACGUGGGCCUCAGGCCUAGGCCCAGGCCCAGACACAUUUUCUCCACUCACUGCGCUACUUCCAGAAUCGCUAGCCGUAACUCACGCGUACUGUGCGAGGCUCAGGAUACCGCUGUUGAUGUGGCUGCUAUUACCGAUGAAAAUUGGCAAUCGCUUGUUCUUGAAUCCGAAUCUCCCGUUUUGGUUGAAUUCUGGGCUUCAUGGUGUGGUCCCUGCAGAAUGAUUCACCCUAUAAUUGAUGAACUAGCCAAGCAAUAUGCUGGAAAACUCAAGUGUUACAAACUCAAUACUGAUGAGAGCCCUUCAACUGCUACCCGGUAUGGUAUUCGAAGUAUCCCAACUGUUAUGAUCUUCAAAAAUGGUGAGAAAAAAGACACAGUUAUUGGAGCUGUGCCCAAAUCAACACUGACAUCAAGCAUAGAAAAAUUCUUAUAAGGUGUUAAUGUACUAAUGAAUGCCUUUCUUCAAAAAAGGGGCUAUUCUUUCUUUUAGUUUCUUCUUUUUUAAGUCCAUGUAUCAUGUUUUUCAUAAUUUGUUUACUUAAAUAUACUUUUUAAUGCUCCCGUGUAGUUAUUAUCAGGUGCAGCCUUAUUUUAUGUUUUUAGAUUAAUCUAGUUACUGAUGUUUUAAGAAGUAAAUUUGCUGUUAAAUUAUAGUACAUGUUACAUUGAUUUUGA